Lepus europaeus (European hare) is the source of this 1134-nucleotide messenger RNA. It is a transcript of the gene CREB3, whose product is annotated as cAMP responsive element binding protein 3. Gene Ontology annotation, biological process: regulation of transcription by RNA polymerase II. Gene Ontology annotation, cellular component: nucleus. The record is from RefSeq and is a predicted model, not a curated record. Gene Ontology annotation, molecular function: RNA polymerase II cis-regulatory region sequence-specific DNA binding; DNA-binding transcription factor activity, RNA polymerase II-specific. Bases 1 to 1128 code for a protein of 375 amino acids. The transcript has 9 exons. NCBI's taxonomy places the organism in Eukaryota, Metazoa, Chordata, Mammalia, Lagomorpha, Leporidae.
AUGUCGCACAUGGAGCUGGCGUUGGACCCUGGCGAUCAGGACCUGCUCGGCUUCCUGCUCGAGCAGAGCGGAGCAUGGGGGGAGGCAGCCGAUGAGUCGGUGGAGGCGCCCCCGGACUGGGAGCUGCCGCUUUCCGAGGUACUGAGCGACUGGGAGGCAGAGGAUCUGCUGAGCACCCUGCUGAGUCCCCCGGCGUCGUUGGCCGACCUCAGCUCCUGCGAGCCCUCGCCUGUGCACCACGAUCACACUUACUCCCUCCCACAGGAACAUGUCUCCGUGGACGUAGAUAGUGGGAGCUAUGGGAAGGAGGAGGCUCCGAUGACUCCGCUGUAUGUGGAGGAGCCAGCAGAGCAGGAGGUUGCUAGGCUGGUACUGACCGAGGAGGAGAAGAGGCUACUGGAGAAGGAGGGGCUUACUCUGCCUGGAACACUUCCUCUCACCAAGAUGGAGGAACAAGUUCUGAAACGAGUGCGGCGGAAGAUUCGAAACAAAAAGUCUGCUCAAGAGAGCCGCAGGAAGAAGAAGGUGUACGUGGGGGGUUUAGAGAGCAGGGUAUCGAAAUACACAGCCCAGAAUCUGGAGCUCCAGCAUAAAGUGCAGCUCCUGGAGGAACAGAAUCUGUCCCUCCUCGAUCAGCUGAGGAAACUGCAGGCCCUAGUGAUGGAGAUAUCAAACAAGACCAGCAGCGGCAGCACCUGUGUGCUGGUCCUGCUGUUCUCCUUCUGCCUCCUCCUCGUUCCUGCUAUGUACUCCUCCGACACCAGGGGGCACCUGCCGGCUGAGCACGCAGUGUUGUCACGUCAGCUUCGUGCCCUCCCCAGUGAGGACUCUCACCAGCUGGACCUGUCUGCCCUCCCGUCAGAGGUACCCAAGGACAGCACAAACCACUUGCUGGUCAGCUCAGACCAUGCGCUCCCGGCCCCUGGCAACUCUUCCUGCCUGCUGUACUAUAUGCCUCAGCCUCCUGAUGCAGAGCCUCCCCUACCGUGGCCAUUCCCUGGCCUCUUCUCAGAGGCCCCCUGCCCAGACCCCAUCCUUCCCCUGCAGGCAAAUCUCACAAGAAAUGAGGGACAGCCCCCCACCCACAGCCCGUCAUCUGUCAUCUUGCAGGGCAGAUACUCAGGUUAGAUGUGA